Molecule: messenger RNA, 6033 nt
Organism: Solanum verrucosum
Lineage: Eukaryota; Viridiplantae; Streptophyta; Magnoliopsida; Solanales; Solanaceae
Molecular function (GO): ADP binding; ATP hydrolysis activity
Source: RefSeq, a predicted model, not a curated record
AUGGAACUGUUAUCUGUUUUGGUGGGGAAAGUCACAGAUUGCUUGAUGCUGCCAGUGGAGCGAGGGAUUGGGUACUUAUUUAACUACAACAGUAACAUCACAUCUAUGGGAAAAGAAUCUGAGAAGCUGAAGAUCAUCAAAAGUGCGGUGCAGGAAAAAGAGGAAGUUGCCAGGGGAAACUUACAACUCAUUUCACUCAAUGGCGAGGCUUGGUUAGAAAGUGUUGAUACCACUAUUGCACAAGUGGAUGAUGUAAUGGGAGGUACAGCUGAGGUUGAAAGGGGUUGCUUUUAUGGUUGGUGUCCAAACUUGAAGUCACGUUACUCCCUCAGCAGGAGAGCCAAGAAAAUUACAGAGGACUUGACUAAACUUCAAACUGAAGGCGAAGUAAUCUCCUUUGAUCGUCCAGUUCAAAGUGAGGCUAUAUAUAGUAACAAUGGUGAGGAUCUGCACUCCAGAAAAUUAAAAGAGGAAGAGGUCAUGGCAGCUGUGAGAGAUGAAGGGGUCACUAUGAUUGGGAUAUGUGGUCUGGGUGGUGUUGGUAAAACAACACUCGCUGAGAAAAUCAGACUAGAGGAGAAGCAACAAGGGCUCUUCAAAGAUGUUGUCAUGGUUACUGUCAGUCAACAACCUGACUUGAAAAAACUUCAGGGUCAGAUUGCAGAAGGACUCGGGCUGACAUUAGAAGGGGAUAAUUUGUUGAUUCGUGGAGAUCGGCUGCGUACAAGGCUAAUGCUUCAGAACAGCCGUAACCUUAUAAUCUUGGAUGAUGUUUGGGAGGCUCUUCAUGAUCUAGACAAACUUGGAAUUCCCAGCGGUAACAACCACAACCAUCGGUGCAAAGUGAUAUUGACGACGCGAUUCCGAAAUGUUUGUGUAGAAAUGGAAGCUCAGCCGAUCAUUGAAGUAGGAACAUUAUCUGAAGAGGAAGCAUGGAGACUUUUCAAAGAGAAAGUCGGUGAUUUUGGCAACGAUCCUUCUCUGAUUGACAUAGCAAAAGAGGUUGCCAAAGAAUGCAAGGGGUUGCCGCUUGCAAUUAUUAUACUUGCAGGAGCACUAAAGAGUAAAACCAAGCCUUCGUGGGAGGAUGCUCUUAUACAAUUACGUGAUGCAGAACCAAAAAAUAUCCCUGGAGUGCACGAAAAGGUGUAUAAAUCUCUGAGGCUAAGCUAUGACCACUUGAGCGAGAAUGAGGCAAAGUAUCUCUUUUUGCUUUGUUCUUUGUUCGAGGAAGAUAGUUAUAUUCGGACUGAAGAAUUGCUUGGAUUUGGAAUGAGGCUUGGAAUCUUUUCGAGAAUUAAAAAUAUACAAGGAGCAAGAAAUAGGAUGUGUCUUCUAUUAGAAAUAUUGAAAGAUGGUUUCUUCUUAUCCCAAGGUCCAGACAAAAAUCAUGUGAAAAUGCAUGAUGUGGUCCGUGAUGUAGCUAUAAGUAUUGCGUCUGAGGGAGAGCAUAACUUUAUGGUAAGUCACGAUGUUAACUCGGAAGAGUUUCCAAGAAAAACUUCGUAUGAUCAUUUCAGUCACAUGUCAAUUGUUGCAAAUAAAUUUGGUGAGCAUCCUAGACCAAUAAUUUGCACAAAACUAAAGCUUUUAAUGUUGAAACUCCAUUUUGAAGAUCCAUUCAAGCUACAGGACAAUUUUUUUGAUGAAAUGAGAAACCUCAAUGUCUUGAGCCUGAGGGGACUCAGAUUUAAGGAGUCCAUUCUGCGUUUUCCAGCAUCCAUUAGGAGGUUGUCAAGUCUGAGGACUCUGUGUCUGAGUGAUUUAAUAUUGGAUGACAUAUCCUUUAUUGGGGAACUUGUCGAAUUAGAAAUUCUCAGCCUAAGAGAUUGUGAAUUAGAUGAGCUGCCAGAGGAGACAGAAAAAUUGACCAAGCUAAUUAUGUUAGAGUUUUGGAAUGAGAAUAGAACACUUAAAAGGAUUUCAGGAGGGGUGUUAUCAAAAUUACUAGCUCAAUUGGAGGAACUACAUAUGGUGGGAGUAGAAGAUUGGAGUGAUGUGAUGUACAGUAACCUUGGGCUUCCCUCCAAGUUGAGACGGUACACUCUUAGAAUGGAUGGAUUUUACUUGGGGAUUUCAAACAUUGAUGAUAAAGACAAGAUUAUUGCUUUAGAGGUCACGAAGACUGCCCCAUUGGGUGAUUGGAUCUGCCACCUGUUGAAGGAGAGUGAACUUGUAGAGUCAACCGGAAAGGACUUUAAUAAUGUGUUGACUGAGUUGCAGCUGAAUGAAUUUCAGAACGUGAAAUGUCUCUGCCUCUAUCAAUGUGAUUUAGUGAGACAUUUAUUGAAGAGGACACAUAAAGUAAUCAAGUUCCCCAAUUUAUAUGAGUUGAAGCUUGAAAAACUGAAAUGCCUGACUCACAUUUGCAGUGACAAUGUUGAGCGCAUUGAGUUCCCUCUGUUACAAAUAAUGAUCUUCAAUGGCUUACCUGAGUUCCAGAAUUUCAGGCCUACAGCCAACAACUCAAAUCCUCUUUUUGAUGAAAAGGUUUCUUGUCCCAACCUAGAAGAGAUAUCUAUCAAUAGAGCUAACAACAUAAGUGCUCUAUGCUCUCACCAACUUCCAACUGACUACUUCACCAAACUUCAAACAUUGAGAGUAUCAUAUUGUGGAGAAUUGCGAAACUUGAUGUCUCCAUCAGUGGCCAGAGGUCUUCUGAAUCUCCAAGUGUUAUACAUAGAAAACUGUCAAUCAAUGGAAGAAGUGAUCACAAAAGGAGAAGGAAUAAUCACCUUAUUUCCCCGAUUGCAAGAGUUGAAGCUUUGGGGCCUGCCUAAGCUGGGGCAUUUCUUUCUCACAGAGCAUGCUCUUGAAUUUCCAUUACUCAGAAAUAUGACUAUUCAUUGCUGCCCUGAAAUGAAGACAUUUGUCCAACAGGGAAUAUCUAUGAGUACACCGAUUCUCAAAUGUGAUGAUGAGGUGAAAGUAGAUGAUCUAAAUAAAUGGAUACAAGAGAGGUCAAAUCCUCUUUUUGAUGAAAAGGUUUUUUGUCCCAACCUGGAAGACCUAUACAUCAACGGCCUUAAAAGCAUAAGUGCUCUAUGGUCUCACCAACUUCCAACUGACUACUUCACCAAACUUCAAACAUUGUUUGUAUCAUUUUGUGGAAAAUUGAGAAACUUGAUGUCUCCAUCAGUGGCCACAGGUCUUUUGAAUCUCCGAAAAUUAAGAAUACAAAAUUGUGAUUCAAUGGAAGAAGUGAUCACAAAAGAGGAACAAGAAGGAGCAGGAAUCAUGACCUUAUUUCCACUCUUAGAACAGCUGAAACUUAGUUUUCUGCCUAAGUUGAGGCAUUUCUUUCUGACAGAGCAUGCUCUUGAAUUUCCAUUUCUCACUGACGUGUAUAUUGAUGUCUGCCCUGAAAUGAAGACGUUUGUCCAACAGGGAAUAUCUGUGAGUACACCCAGUCUCAAAUUGAUGAUCUUCAAUUAUAGGAGGCGGAAAGUAGAUGAUCUGAAUAAGUCGAUACAGCAGAUGUUUAACAAGGUUUCUUGUCCCAACCUGGAACUUCUAUCUAUCCGGGGGCCUAACAGUAUAAGUGCUCUAUGCUCUCACCAACUUCCAACUGACUACUUCACCAAACUUCAAAGAUUGAAAGUAUCAGAUUGUGGAAAAUUGAGAAACUUGAUGUCUCCAUCAGUGGCCAAAGGUCUUCUGAAUCUCCAAGUGCUAGAGAUACAAGAUUGUCUAUCAAUGGAAGAAGUGAUCACAAAAGGAGAAGGAAUCAUGACCUUAUUUCCCCGAUUGCAAGAGUUGUACCUUUUCAACCUGCCUAAGCUAGGGCAUUUCUUUCUGACAGAGCAUGCUCUUGAAUUUCCAUUACUCAGAAUUGUGUCUAUUCGUGACUGCCCUGGAAUGAAGACGUUUGUUCAACUGGGAAUAUCUGUGAGUACACCGAGUCUCAAAAAUGUGAACUUUGAUGAUACGGUGAAAGUAGAUGAUCUAAAUAAAUGGAUACAGCAGAGGUUCAAUAACAAGGUUUCUUGUCCCAACUUGGAAAGGCUACACAGGGGGGUUAACAGCAUAAGUGCUCUAUGCUCUCACCAACUUCCAACUGACUACUUCACCAAACUUAAAACAUUGAUUGUACAGAAUUGUGGAAAAUUGAGAAACUUGAUGUUUCCAUCAGUGGCCAAAGGUCUUCUGAAUCUCAAAAAACUAGAUAUAAUUUCUUGUGAAUCAAUGGAGGAAGUGAUCACAAAAGAGGAACAACAAGGAGAGAGAAUCAUGACCUUAUUUCCCCGAUUGGAACAGCUGGAUCUUACCGAUCUGCCUAAGCUGGGGCAUUUCUUUCUGACAGAACAUGCUCUUGAAUUUCCAACGCUCAGAGUAGUGAGGAUUAGGCACUGCCCUGAAAUGAAGACGUUUAUCCAACAGGGAAUAUCUGUGAGUACACCGAUUCUCAUAAGGGUGAAAAUUGAUUUUGAGGAGGUGAAAGUAGUUGAUUUGAAUAAAUCGAUUCAGCAGAGGUUUAAUAACAAGGUUUCUUGUCCCAACCUGAAAUACCUAUACGUGCAUUGGGCUAACAUAAGUGCUCUAUGCUAUCACCAACUUCCAACUGACUACUUCACCAAACUUCAAACAUUGGAAGUAUUAGAUUGUGGAAAAUUGAGAAACUUGAUUUCUCCAUCAGUGGCCAGAGGUCUUUUGAAUCUCCAAAAGCUACAUAUACUUCGUUGUGAAUCAAUUGAAGAAGUGAUCACAGAAGAGGAAGAACAAGGAGAAGGAAUCAUGAUCUUAUUUCCCCGUUUGGAAUACCUGAGUCUCGCCGAUCUGCCUAGGCUGGGGCAUUUCUUUCUGACAAACCAUGCCCUUGAAUUUCCAUUUCUAAGAUAUGUGGGAAUUGAAGACUGCCCUGAAAUGAAGACGUUUGUUCAACAGGGAAUAUCUGUGAGUACACCGAUUCUCAAAAGUCGUGAUGAGGUGAAAGUAGAUGAUCUCAAUAAAUGGAUACAGCAGAAGUUCAAUAACAAGGUUUCUUGUCCCAACCUGGAAGAGCUAUCCAUCAGCGGGCUUAACAACAUAAGUGUUCUAUGCUCUCACCAACUUCCAACUGACUACUUCACCAAACUUCAAGCAUUGCAAGUAUCAUAUUGUGGAAAAUUGAGAAACUUGAUGUCUCCAUCAGUGGCCAAAGGUCUUCUGAAUCUUCAACUGUUAUGGAUACAAUACUGUCAAUCAAUGGAAGAAGUGAUCACUAAAGGAGAAGGAAUCAUGACCUUAUUUCCCCGAUUGGAACAUUUGACUCUUACCAAUCUGCCUAAGCUGGGGCAUUUCUUUAUGACAGAGCACGCUCUUGAAUUUCCAUUUCUCAAGGAAGUGAUUAUUACUGACUGCCCUGAAAUGAAGACGUUUGUCCAACACGGAAUAUAUGUGAGUACACCGAUUCUCAAAUGUGAUGAUGAGGUGAAAGUAGAUGAUCUCAAUAAAUGGAUACAACAGAGGUCAAAUCCUCUUUUUGAUGAAAAGGUUUCUUGUCCCAAUCUGAAAGUGCUAUAUAGCAUUGGGGCUAACUGCAUAAGUGCUCUAUGCUCUCACCAACUUCCAACUGACUACUUCACCAAACUUCAAUCAUUGGAUGUAUCGCAUUGUGGAAAAUUGAGAAACUUGAUGUCUCCAUCAGUGGCCAAAGGUCUUCUGAAUCUCCAACUGUUAUGGAUACAACACUGUCAAUCAAUGGAAGAAGUGAUAACUAAAGGAGAAGGAAUCAUGACCUUAUUUCCCCGAUUGGAACAUUUGAAUCUUACCAAUCUGCCUAAGCUGGGGCAUUUCUUUAUGACAGAGCACGCUCUUGAAUUUCCAUUUCUCAAGAUAGUGAUUAUUAAUGACUGCCCUGAAAUGAAGACGUUUGUCCAACACGGAAUAUCUGUGAGUACACCGAUUCUCAAAUGUGAUGAUGAGGUGAAACUAGAUGAUCUCAAUAAAUGGAUACAGCAGAGGUUCAAUAACAAGGAACAAGAAGCUAGUCAUGGUGACGAAGAUGAACCUAGAGGAAGUUCCAGUGGAGAAAGGAAAAUUGAUCCAAUCUAA